CGUACUUGUUGAUGCACUUCCCAGUCCAGGCAGAGGCGAGUGUUCGUGCUCUGCUCCCUCAUUGGAUAACGGCUCGUAGUACAAAAACCAUUAUCUGCCUGACUUUUGUAAAGUGUCUGCCGUUGUCGAAAUGGCAAGCAACAUCGUCAGAUUAAAGGGACUGGAUAAAAAAGCGAGCGCCGAGGACAUCCGAGACUUUUUUAAACGCUUCCACAUUCCGGGCGGUGGCGUCUACAUCCUGGGAGGACCGCAGCGAGAGGCGUUUGUUGCCUUCACCUCCGAGGACGAAGCUCGGCGAGCCGCCCGCUACACUGGGCGUCCCCUUAAAGGCUCCAAGGUGGAAAUACGGCGGAGUAAUAUUUCAGAACUGGAACACAAGCUUAAGUACUUUUUGAAGAGGAGGAAUCGUUCAUCCAGUAAGUCAGUUUCAAAGCCUACAAAGACACUUGAAGGGACUCUGACGCCCUCUAGUGUUCACCCACAGAGCUCACGUAAUGGACUCAGUGAUCCAAGAACUGUUUUAACCCUUUCCCCCAUGAAUUCAUCUUCUGAUACUAGUGGAUUUCUACAGACUUCCGACAAGCCUCAAAAUCCCUUAACGUCCCCACCUUUUGUCACGGGUGAUUGUCCACAGCCACACAGCCCCAGGAUAUCUCCGCCUUUAUUGCCCAAACCAGACAAUCCCAAAUCUGUUCCAUUUUGUGUCCUGGGUGGAUGUCCAAAGACUCUUGACAAUCCACGCACUCCCAGAACCAUUCCACAUUUUGUUGCUGGUGGGUCUCCGCCACAGGUGUGUGAUGAGCGACAAGAUCCCAGGUGUGCAAAGACUCCUGAUAAGCCACACCAUCCCAGAACCAGUCCACCUGUUGGUCUCAGUAAGUGUCCACAGCAGCCAUCUUCAGAGUCUUUACACGAUGCGUUUUUUCUCGGUGUUUUCACCGCGCUGGAACAGCUCCAGUCUUGGAAUCGAAAUGAGCACCAGGAGAUUUUGCCAGGACUUGACUGGCAGGAUCCUAACAAGGAGAACCCACCAGAACACACGCAGACAGCAACAGUGACCACACCACCACCAGGCUACUUGAGGCUGUUUGGAGUGCCAGGCUCCACCACUAAGGAGGAUAUCUGCUCUUUCUUUGAAGGGCUGAGUGUCCAGGAAGUGGUGGUCAAUGUGAAGUUACAACACCGUCGCGAGUGCCUUGUCAAAUUUGGGGAUGUGGACGAUGCUCUUGACGCUUUGCAGUUUAACCGUCGGUCCAUGGGGAAUGUUUGUGUGGAGAUACACAGCGCAACCGAGCUAAUGUGGACCAAAGCGUUAGAAGAAUGUGAAAAUGCAGCAGUGAGGCGUGCCAAACCCAAGCAAAGCUCUCUCACAUACACGCAGAAACACAAACGGAAGGCCAGACUGAACAGUCCCAUGGCGAUUAAGGAGUACAUUGUCAUGGUCUGCAAUAUAUCUGUAAAGACAACCAAGACAGAAUUAAGAAAACUGCUUGGAUAUCCCGAGAUGGCAAGUUCCAAUAUACAACACUUGCUUGACAAGAACCGCUGCAGGACAGACACCGCAUUUCUAAUUUUUAACCGAAAGGAAGACUUUGAACACGCACUGACACACGACGGCUGCUGCAUCUUCUCAAAACCUAUUAAAGUGUCAGCUGUUUCCAGAGAGGAGAUGAAUCAGAUGCUGGCACAAAAAGACCACCCAGAGCCCAAGUAUGGCGUGAAGGCCCCUAAAUCAGCAGAGAAAGCAAGAGGGAAGAAACUGAAGAACCUGGAUCCAGAAGCUAAAUCUUGCCUGCUGGUUGAAAACCUGCCUGUAGAUACAAAUGAAAGCCUUAUAAUUGACCUUUUCAACAAAUAUAAAAGAUAGGAGACAAAACCCUUUUAAGCAACAGCAAGUUUCCUCCUGCACGGGCAUGGUGCUUUAAAUCCCAGAAACUUUCUGUGAUGGCCCACAAGCUCAGUCAGGACUUGUUUGGGGAAAACUGUAAAUUGCAUAUCUGCAAAACAAAGGGCCAUCUUGUCAAGUGUUAAAAAGAUGUGCAUUAGUACAACACUGCUAGUCUUGGUGUGUGGUCAUGUACAAAUCUAAUCUUGUGUUGAAACUUGAGUUAAUAAGUUACAUGCUAAGUUAGUCUCCUAGAGUUGGCCAGCAACAGGCUCUUUUUGGACCAAGUGCCACUUCAGUACCACCAAUGACAAUCGUGGGAUUUUUCCAGUACUGUUCCGCCCCCUCACAAGGACACUUAUUUUCUAUAAGCAAGCAGAGUGAACUUGACAACAGCUUGAAUGUAAUUGUUUACUUCAAAUGAACAAUUAUUUGAGACAUGUUGCUUCCAUCAGAAGAAGUGUCUGAAAACUCUUAAAAGUGAAAGAUUCAGAAGUUUUUUUUUUAAUAAACUAAAAUAAAAAAAUAAAAAGCGUUAAUAUGUACAACAAAAGUGACUCCUGAAUGUUCACUGCUAAUGGACACCAAGUGAAGAAAAGGACCGCAGGAAUCCUCAUGUCUAGAAUCUGAGGGGACCAUCAGAGUAACAAGAUGGACCUGCAGACAAACAGCAUCGGGAAAGACUGUUAAAACGGCAGCAAGAAAAGUUGCAGGAAGAAAUCCAAAAGCAGUUGGUCUACAGUUCAAGUUGGUUAAAAAUUUCAACGUAAAUGAUACGAUGAAAUGGCUUAAGUUCUUACUCCAUCUGCAUUUGAAUCGGUGUCAUGACUGGAGGUGAACUGUGUCAAGUGUACCUUUAGGUAAGGGCCGAGAAUAUCUGUCACUGCUUCUUGGCAAGCUAGAGGACAUUGAGGAGAAACUGGAGUUCAUUGACAAGCUGCUCAUACUAGGACCCUGUGGGGAAUGGAGAUCAUAAAGUCAUUCAUUCAUACAAAGUCAUUUAUUCAUACUAGAAUCAUAUUCCAACUGUGUCCUUUAAAAAGCCUCAGCAUGCAAGGAGACAAACUAGGGUUGCAACUACUGAUUCUCUUAAGAGUACCGAAAUUUCCGGAGUAUAAGCCGCUAUUUUCUCACGCUUUGAACCCUGUGGCUUAUACGGUGAUGUGGCUAAAAACUACAGUUCCCAUGAUGCUCAGAGUGCAGCUUCAAGAAGAAGUGAAUUGCACGAGUGAAGUGGAUGCUAAUAUCAUGUUCUGAAGUCUUACACUGACCGAUCAAGUGGACCGCAGCAGAUGUUGAACUCUGAUGGAAAAAAAAGCAUGUAAUCGGAGCGUGACGGAAUGCGUGACGCUGGGUACGUUUGAGUGGAGGCAGGAUUGCAAGGUUUAGUGUGUGUCAAAAAAUACAAUAUCACCAAUGGGUUUCGAAAGGCUGGACUACUGUGUGAUAAAGACGACAGCUCAAGCUAAAGGGCUAAUUUGCCUCAAGACAAAAGAGAUGGAAAAAGUGUGUAAUGAAGGAAUACGAGGCUGUCCAGCUAUGAAGAAGACGACUUAAGUGGUAUUAGUUCCAGGGAGGAGGAUAAACGCGGGGACGAACAACUUGUGGUAGGCUACUGUUUUAACUACCGUAUUUUCACGACCAUAAAGGCGCAUUUAAGUCUUAAAUUUUUUCCAAAAUGGCCUUAUUGCCUAAGUGUGCACCGAGACCGUAACAAAUGUGUGACUUUGAUGAGAGCGCCGCUUGACUGACUGGGAGCAUUUCCUGCCGACACGCUGCUCAUAUAGAGGAAAGGCGGACGUGACUGAGGACAGCAUGCGGACGCUAAAGGCACACACUCAGUAGGUAUAUGGUGCCGGUAUGUGCAUGGUGCAAAACAUCGGUUUGAUUAAGUACCCCGAAAAGGGCAAGUUACGCCAUAAUUUGUGAAUAGAUUGUGGAUGCUUGGGCUAACGUGUCUGAUGCACUGUUGCUCGAGCUUUCGCAAAAGCCUGCAUCAUUUCUGAGGAGCUGCACGGCAACGAGACUGACUGACAAUGACGAGAGGGAACCUGCCGUGUUGGAUGGAGAACUUCCCCAGCUGCUCAUUUCGGAUACAGAGAAUGAGGACUUUGAUGGAUUUGUAGAUGAGGAUUCAUGAAAAAAAUAACGCGAGUACAUUGUUAAAUACUUCAAUGAAGUACAACCGAACUUACUGUUUUACAUUGUUAAAGACUCAAUAAAGAACAACCAACCAAACUCAGUUUUGCUCCCGCUUGCCUGUUAUACUGGCAUAUGUUUUAAGCAUGCAUACAUGCUACCGUAUAUUUUAAGCUAGCGUAUGUUUUACCAUGCCCGCGCCCAAUAUACUGUGUGCCUUUAAGUAUGUGUUUAAUACAGAAAUAGCACCGAUAACUGAGACUGCCGCCUUAUGGUCGCCAAAUUACACACGCUGUUGUGCUGUUUGGGGGAAAAAAUAUUUGUGUAACAUAUGUGUACUUUUAUCCCAUGUUACGAUGUAGACACUUGUGGCCUAUAUACAGUCGCCCCUCGCUACAUCGCGGUUCAAAUAUCACUCAUAAGUGGCUUUUCAAAUAUUGGUAGAUAAUCCCGGUUUCGUGGUUGACUAUGCCCUAUUAUUUUGUCCUUCCUCAGUUUCAAACCCAUUCUUACAUUUAGGAUAAAUAAAUUGGAGGCUAACUAGUUAGCUCAGGCUACAGUAUUGCUAUAUUUAAAGCGGUGGCCGUCCCUUGUGUCACUUCAGAGAUGCUGUAGCCUGUGCAAUGUGAUGUAAACAAAGCUAGCAGUCUUGUCGCAGUGUACAUUUAUGUAUGGCAGACGCAUGGCAGAAUAGCAUGAAUAUAUCAAUCGAGUGAUAAACGUCAUAGUGACGCAAUAGGCCCACUUUGUUUGAGCUACAAGAAACUUUGCCAAUGCUAACAGUGAGUUGUGUCUUAUAUGCUUAUGUCUACUACAUUAGGUAAUAAGAGUAUAAAAGUGACUAUAAGUGUGUUAGUUCAUAUUGACAGGUUUUCUAUUCUAUAACUAUGAAAAUAUUCCAUUGAUUAAUAUUGAAUUCUACUUUGCAGAAAUUCACUUUUCGCAGUUGGACCCAAUUAACUGCACUAAACGAUGGAUGACUGUGUACAAAUCUUUUCCCCCUCUUUAAAUUUAGUGGGUGCGGCUUAUAUACUUGUGCAGUGCACGUAAAAUGCGUACGUUGGCAGGUCUGUAUUGUGUGAAACUGAUUAAUUGCAUCUUGAAGUAACUCUGGCAAAAUAAAGUGCUGAUACAUUUUCCCAAUUAAUUCAGAAAUGCCCAUACCUAGCGUGUACCAUGACUUGGUUCAGAUUAUGUAAGUGUGACACACGGCAAAACAAGGGUUGUAGCUGCUUACUGCAGAUGAUAUACUCCUCAGUCUGAACUCCAUCAGCAGAUCUGUUAGUUUCUGUGUCACCUUCAGCACCAACUGUGCGUCUUUCUCAUUCUCUAUACGGAAGGUAUCCUGAAAACACAAAUGUACUGUAACGAUAUGGCAUGCCAGUUACACGGUGUUGCAGGAAUGUUGUGGAUGCAUCAAAGCACCUACCAGGUAAUCAAGCAGUACAUUUGAAUCGAAGCCACUGUCUGGUGUUGGCUGCAUGGGGCUUUGUCUGCCAAACGGCUUCUUCACAUCUAUGUCCAUUAACCUGCCCCCCAUUGUGGGGCUUUGGUACUCGUCAAACAUUUCAUCAGGGUUAAAGCGACCUUGUUCGCGAUUGGCUCUAAAGUUAUCUCCCGGCCCAUCUGGAUAUGAUCCUGGACCCAUACCAGAGUCUGGGAACCCAUGAUCAGAUGGAAAUCCUUCAUAGUCUGAUGGCUCAAAUUCCCCAGGAUAUUCUUCGUAAGGACCUUCAUUUGGAGGAAAGUCGUCGUGAAACGACUGCUCAUUGAACAUUGGACCUGGGAAACAAGUGUUCUGUAAAAUCAGUUACAUCAAACAAGGAAUACACACAAUGGGAUGGCCAAACGACUCACUAAAGGGUGGCCCAUUUGGCCCCAUUCCUGGUCCUGGUGGGGGCAAGGCCUUCGGAACGGCAGUAGCUGAGAACAGAAAGAAGAUGUAGCCGAACCAGUGAACCCAAUAAGGAAUAUUUUAUGUAGAGCGACUGUCGUAUAACUUACGCAAUCCUUUGAAAGCAGGUAUGGUACAGGGCUCCUUUAUGGCGACCUAAAAGAUCAUCAGUCCAAACAUGAAAAAUGGGAUCCGGGUCCGUAAUAUACUGGACACACUUACAACAAGGCAUCUACAGACAAUUAAUCCACCCUCACAAAUAAGAACAGUGCCUCGCCUUGAGUUGUCCUCUCCCCUCCAUCUUCUCCACUUCCGCUGUAACAUCUUUAAUCUUCUUCCUUAGGGUGGCAUCUUUGACGCACUCCUCUUCCUCACACGUGACCUUAUCAGCGUGUUCCCUUUUCUGCGUACCAGGGAACGGCAUUUUAUUGUUUAAUCCUUUGUUUGAAUCUUCUGAAUGCCUUAUAUUUGUACUUAAGUUCAUUUAGCCAUUUUUAUGCUUGAAAAUGCUUAAUUUAGGCAAAACAUACGUAAAACUGCGAAGUGGGGAGGGACAACUACCUUGUCCCUUUAUUAAAGAAACUAAAAAUUUCUGUUCUUCAUUGCAGAACUGAAAACUGCUCUGUCCUGAGACAGGAAGCAGGUGCCUUCGCUUAGCUGUAAAUAUAACCACAUAUCCUCCUGCAAUGUGCACAUUUACACAGGAAGUUGUGCAAGGUUGUACAGCAGUUCAGCGUUCCUCUUCUACAGCCUGCCAGUUUGCUUCCUGUCACGUUGAAUUAUUUAUUUGCAAGAAUAAAACACAUAACAAAUUAACUUAGAGCUUUAUUAAAGAAACAUUUCCACCAAAAUAACCUUAUCUUCUUUACACCACUGCAGGCACGUCAUUAUUGUGUCUUUUGCAAUCAUUCUGACUUCUCUAAGCGGCACCUGAGAAUGUGCGCAACUGUGUCCAAAGAUGUAAACUGACGAGAAACAUUGCACUCAACUGUGAUUGCUAGGGUACAAUAAUUGCAGUGGAACUUUGGUUAGUGUCCGCCCCGGUUUGCAUGUUUUUCGCUUCUCCGGUUAGCGUACAAUAUGAUGCGUCUUUUCGUGUUAAUACACAGUGUGAGUCCAACUGUAUUUUUAAAUGUAUUUAUCACAAAACGUCCUUCCUUGUUAGCAUCCUACUAGAUCUGAAAGCUACUGUAUUUUCACGACCAUAAGCCGCACUUAAAAGUCUGAAAUUUUGUCCAAAAUGGACGGGGCGCCUUUUAAUGUGGCGCGCCUUAUGUGUGUACCGAGUUCCAAAAUCUUUAAGUGUUGCUGUGUGACUUUGAUGAACGCUCCGCUCGACUGACUGGGGGCCUCUCCUGACGACAUGCUGCUUACAUACAGUAGAGGGAAAGUGGACAUGACUGAGGACAGCAUGCCGACGUGAAAGAGGACGCUAAAGGCACACCCCCAGUAUUAUAUAGGUAUAUUUUAUGAAACGGCACCAUCUAUCCAUCUGGGUAAGGACUACCGUGGGGCAGCAACAUCCAGCGGAUUACAAGGAAAGCUGGCCAUCUUCUGCUCCUACUGCAGUAAAAACAUUGCAGACAAACACAUCCAGCCCAACUACAUCACCAACAUGGACGACGUGCCGCUCACUUUCGACAUCACGGUGAACCACACUGUAGAGAAGGGGACCAGCAUGGUAGCAAUACACACAACAGGGCACGAGAAGUCGGUUUUUACUGUUGUGCUUUGUUGCCAUGAUAAUGAACAGAAACUGCCACCCGUGGUGAUUUUUAAGAGGAAGACGCUGCUUAAAGGUAAGUUUCCAGCCGGACCAAUCAAAAGCGUUGGAAGGAUGAGGAGAAAAUGGCUGAGUGACGUGUACGGAAAGAGACCGGAUGUUUUUUUCCCCACGCGUCCCCGUCCCUGUGUAUCUGACUCAAUCGCCCAUCUCACAGCCGCUGUGAAAAACCAAGUGCUGCAAAAGGAACUCGGAGCUUGACAUCAUUCCGGGAGGCUUGACGAAGGAACUCCAACUACUGGACAUCGGUGUAAACACAGCGUUUAAAGUGAAGUUGGGAGCAAUAGAUGACAGCUAGCAAACACAGCUUCACUAAGACUGGGAGGCAGCCCCGUGCGAGUUACGCCACAAUUUGCGAACGGAUUGUGGAUGCUUGGGCUAACGUGUCUGAUGGCACUGUUCGAGCUUUCGCAAAAGCCAGCAUCAUUUCUGAGGCCCCACACGGCAGCAAGACUGACUGAAAAUGACGAGAGGGAACCUGGCGUGUUUGAUGGAGAACUUGCCCUGCUGUUCAUUUGGGAUACAAAAGAUGAGGACUUUGAUGGAUUUGUGGAUGAGGACUGAUAAAAUAACGUGAGUACAUUGUUGAAUGCUUCAAUAAAAAGUACAACCGAACUCAGUUUUGCUCCCGCUGGCUUUUUAAAAACAUACAAUAGCAUGCAUGCUAGCGUAUUGUAGCGUCGCUGGGAGCACUUCCUGUUCGCCAGCGUGCUUUGCAGUACUGUUUUGGUGCAAAUGCUCUUAAAGUUACAUGUUUGAGCUACAUAGUUGUUAGUUAUUGUUCUGCAAAAAUAGCGGUAGUGUCUAUUCUGUUUUUGAGUUGCUGUGUGAUGUUUUUAGUUGUGCACCAUGACAGACUGUUGUGUUGAGUGAUGACUGUCCUGACUUUAAAUGGGUUUGAUAAGCUGAAUGACAGUUCUGCUCUUAAUCUGUCUAACGAAAUGUCGCUUCCUCACUGACUUUUGAGCGACACGGUAUGUUUUAGCCUGCAUGCAUGCUACGUAUGUUUGACCAUACCUGCGCCCAAUAAUAUGGUGCGCCUUGUGUAUGUGUUAAAUACAAAAAUGGCACCUGUAACCGAGACUGCACCUUUUAAUACGUUGCGCCUUAUGGUCGUGAAAAUACAGUACUUGCCCUUCUAUGUCACGUUUUUUAUAGUUUACAAUUAUAGCUUUACAAGUAAAAACAUUUCUAAAUGCAUAUAAAUUACAAGAAAAUAAAUUCAAAAAUGUUUUGUGUUACAUUUAUUUCUGGAACAAAUUAACGCUAACCAAGGUUCCACUGCACCUUAGUUAGUGCCAAAAGAAAUUAUUUUUAAACUACAGUUUCACUUCUGUGAGGAUGUACCUGGACAAAACGCUGAUAAAGUCUUGAGUUCCAUUCCAUGAAAAAAGCUUGGUAACUACAAUAUGUAUUUUAUUGUGGCUGUACACAAAUUGUCAGAAAACACGCUCUGUCAACAGAGAGCUUAUUGGUCUUCUGAAAUUUCUGCCUCAGUAGGUACUGCUGUUUUAGUUAGCAAGAGUCAGUAACACACUAAAGGGUAAUAUGAAGUCAAAGUAAAACGCAUUUACAACCUCCUUAAAAAAAAAAAAAAAGAGGCAUUUGGGUUGAGGUGUUGAUUUAUGGCCAUUCAACUCCAAGAACAGACAUUUCCCUCAACUGAACUCAACUACUCACCAAGUAUCGCAAGUUGUGUUUCCAGCUUUUCACGUGAGCAACCAUAUCUUGCAGUAAGCGGGUCACCGAGCAAAUUUUGCACAGAUAAUGCGGCGGCACUGUCUUACUGGGGCUGCGGUACUCCCACACAUACUGAAGACCUGCAAACAUAUCAUAUGUGCAUUUUGUCAAAGACCAGUCCAAGUCUAUUGAUGAGCAAAACCUUUUGCUUACCAAGCAUAGGCUCUAUGAUCCUGUUCAACACUUUGCCGAGAGAGGGCACGGUCUGGAAAGAUGAUCCUUUGGCAUAUACUGGCACAACACAACAAUGGUUAGUGCGAAAAUAGAAUAGGGAUGUACAAAAUAUCAAAAGUAAGGAAAGAAUGAAGAAAAUGUGGUUCUUGUCCUACUCCUUCCUGGGAAAUGUGAUGCCAGUUUUAAUUUUCUUCCAUCUGUAUUAACUCGACAACCAUUCAGAAUGCAGCCUGCUGGUCUGCUGUGAGGCUCAGAGGUAGUAACAGCUUGGUAGCCCUCUGCUCGUCAUGGCUAAGACCAGAGCAAUGCAGCACAGGACACUAUGGUGCAAUGCUCCCCACUGUGUGCAAGCACAUCUCAGUGUGUUACAAAUCAGUCACUUCGCAUGAUGUGCAGCGCAUAGGGAACACCAUCAGUAGUACUGUUGUAAAAGUGCUCCUCAGUUCCAGUAGCAAAAAGUGUAUGAAGGGCUUCUCAGCUUUCAUGCAAGAUGCAUGGAUAUAUUGCCCCCUAGUGGCGUAACCUGCUUAUGGCAGCUACUUGCAAGGAAAUUGGGGACACAAUUUAAUUCAGUUGUAGACAACCUUUUGCUGUGGACUGCCACUUUAAAAUGUCUUUUGUAUCGCAAUACAACCAAAACUAAAAACUUAAAAUUAUAUUAUAUCCACCGGGAGGUGCUGGACGAAGUGGCCGGGGAGAGGGAAGACUGGGCUUCCCUGCUUAGGCUGCCGACCCCGGGACCCGACCUCGGAUAAGCGGUAGAAGAUGGAUGGAUGAAGCUGCACUCAGCCUUAGUUUAUCUGCUAACGCCACUGUUGUGGCAGUUAUUACCAACUCAAUCAUGGUAAGGCUUGUAUAUUACAUAAAACCCAGUUGGUCCUCAUUUGUGAAGACCAGCUAGCCGCUUGCUAUUUAUUUGUUUUGCUUCCAUUGGCUUUAGUCAGCGUGAUUCCUGACUGGUUUCAGUUUUGUUCCAUGUGACAAUCAUGGAGUUCGAGGCUCGGCUAUCCUCAGUAUUUUCAUUUGCGAUCGUAAAUAUUGAGCAGGUUUAAUAUUUACGACUGUUGACCCCCGACUUUGGUCGGAAGGAGGGAAUCGGGCUCACAAUGGGUCCGAUUAGGGAUUUAAGUCUGACUGGGAUCUAGGCCGUGUGCCAUUGAUUAGGCCACUGUGCACACAUGCCUUUGGGUGCAGACCCCUGACCAGAACGAUUGUGAUCUCAGUAACUUUAUAGGCAAUGGUAUGCCUGUUAAUCCGCUUUUCAUUUAAGUCUGGCAGGCCUAAAAUUAAACCCAUUGCACAAUUUGAACUUUUCACAUUCAGAUGGUCCAUUAAGCCUUGUAAAGCAGUUGAAAGAGUCAUCUUAGCCAGAUGGCUGGUGUCAAUAUGGAGCAUGGGACUGCAAAUUGUUUUAAUUUUUAGACAAAUAAUUCGAUGUCAAAAUUCUGCCUUUGGUUUCAGCAUAUGACACUGUCCAUGCUAAGAUUUUUUUUCUUUUUUUUUUGCAAUUUCAAGGUUAAAAAUGCAUACCUGCUCUGCACAAUGCAAACAGGUUGACAAGUCUGCCACAUAUUGGCAAAUUAUGUUUUACAUUUAUUUCUGCAACAAAAAGUACUGGUCUCCCUUGAACAAGAGCAUCGGAUGGCACACAACAAGCCCGAUCUCUGAGAGUAUCAGAGUGGUGGACCUGCCACCACCUCCAUCAUAUGAAGCAGGGGGACAUCAAGGUCCCAAGCUUCAAUCCUCUCAGCGCAGGCAGCGGUACCAUGUAUGGAAGACUUACCUAUGUCAGCAGCCUGCUGCAGAUACUGCUUUCCCUGUCAGAGGAGGGAAUAAGUCCACAUAAAGGAGAGAGACAUACAGGCAUUAGUGACACCAUGACACCUAGCUGUGGACCAAACUCCUCAUUGAUGUACACUACACCUCAUGACUGCCCUGCAUCAGCAAUGGCCUGUCAUGGAUACGGGUGUACAAAUUCUCAUCAUGUGAGAAUGUGCAUUGGGUUCAAAGGCUACACAGACAUUCAGUGAAUGAGUUACAUAGGUAGGCCAGUCACAACAAAACAUUGAGGUCAAGACCUCAAUCUCAAUCAUAUCAUAGAGACAUGUUGAGAAAAAAAAACUAUUUAACCUUUUACCACAAUUUUACAGUCCAUUGAGGAUGCGUUCACACUUGUAGCCUGGUCCUAUGGUCCAGACCAAAACAUUUAAAAAGAUACUUGGUGACUUUAGCGUUCACACUUGUAUUUUGUCAGCAGACCAAAUAAUGCUCACUCACCAACGCCUGGUUAUGGUCGCAUUUGCUGACAUCAUAUCGCAGUUGGCGUUCACACUUGCCUCACUCGGGACUACAGUCCGCUGGCAGGCAGACCAAGACCCAUCUCUCAGGCGGUCUCGGUCCCACGUGGUGCGGUCCUGAACAGCGUUCACUCUUGACCAAAUGAACGGUGUAGCGGGGCAAACGGGCUAGAGCCCGUUUUAACCGGACCAAAAGUGACCAAAAGUGUGAACACACCCUAUUAGUAUAUAGAGUUAAGACGACUGUAAACAUUUGGAAUUGACACAUCGGUGCUGAAGUGUCUUUCAUCUGAUUGAGUAGAUGUCGGCAUGCUGCCUGUGUGCAAGAAUAGUCACCUAUAACGCAAUAUGGUGCUGACAAUGAUUGAUUUCUCUCAUGCAGCUGUUUUUGGGGGUUGUGUAUAUCUUUGGCAUUUGCAACAUGUUUUUGACCUUGCAGCGUUUAUGUGAUGGCAGCAUAGUGGUACCUCAGUUAACGCGUUUUUCGGUUAACGACCAAAAUUUUGCCUUGGCUUGCAUUCGCCCACUUCUUUAGCAUCCAAAUACUGUCCGGUUUGUUUACGCCGCCAUCUUGAGUCACGCGGCCAUGAUGAAAUCUCACAAUACUUUUAGGUUGUUUUAUAUCAGUUGAAGAGAGAUACAGUACACGACGUAACAAACACAUGGACUGCACAAAAGAGAAAGGCCAUGGACCGUACCGCAAGUAAGACCUCCGAAUUUUAUGCCUUAAAGUGAAGACAGCCAUCAUUUCAGAGGUACGUAAAUGAUGUAAUUGUGAUGAGAGUCUAUCAACCCGGCAGCGCAUCGAGUGUGACAUGGUUUCUGGUUCCAAAAACAAACCACAUCAUAAGCAUUAAAACUUACUGUGGCAUUUUUGCGGCAUCCUGAGUCUAAACAUAGCACACGUCACCACCAUGCCGUUAGUGCCAGCAGUUUUUUU
Dunckerocampus dactyliophorus (ringed pipefish) is the source of this 12852-nucleotide messenger RNA. It is a transcript of the gene rbm12ba, whose product is annotated as RNA binding motif protein 12Ba. The record is from RefSeq and is a predicted model, not a curated record. Gene Ontology annotation, cellular component: ribonucleoprotein complex. NCBI's taxonomy places the organism in Eukaryota, Metazoa, Chordata, Actinopteri, Syngnathiformes, Syngnathidae. Bases 131 to 1867 code for a protein of 578 amino acids. The transcript has a single exon. Gene Ontology annotation, molecular function: RNA binding.